Colletotrichum spaethianum is the source of this 1698-nucleotide messenger RNA. RefSeq names its product FAD-linked oxidoreductase ZEB1. Bases 1 to 1698 code for a protein of 565 amino acids. The record is from RefSeq and is a predicted model, not a curated record. Gene Ontology annotation, molecular function: FAD binding; oxidoreductase activity. The transcript is spliced from 2 exons. NCBI's taxonomy places the organism in Eukaryota, Fungi, Ascomycota, Sordariomycetes, Glomerellales, Glomerellaceae.
AUGAAGAGCUUUGUCCUUGGAGUGGUCUUCGUCGGUGCGGCGCUUGCUGCCCCGAACCAACGCUCGCUCACAGCCGCCAGUGAUUGCAAGUGCUUCCCUGGUGAUAGCUGCUGGCCUGCCACGGCGCAGUGGGAGGCCCUCAACACCACCGUCGGCGGAAACCUCAUUGCUACUGUUCCGCUUGGCUCGCCUUGUCACGACCCUACCUACGAUGCGGCCACCUGCACUUCACUGCAAAGCCAAUGGCAGGAUUCCGAGAUCCACAUGGAGUCCUCCUCCUCCGUCAUGGCUCCAUUUUUCGCGAAUCAAAGCUGCGACCCCUUUCAGCCAGAGUCUCGUCCCUGUUUGCUGGGCAAUUAUGUCGUCUACGCCGUUGAUGCCAAGACUCCCGAGCACAUCCAGGCCACUAUCGCUUUUGCGCAAGAGCACAACAUCCGCUUUGUCGUCCGUAACACUGGCCAUGACUACAAUGGUCGCUCGACCGGUGCUGGAGCUCUCUCUGUUUGGACCCACCACAUGAACAGCACCGAGGUUGUCGACUGGAACACCGCCGCUUACCAAGGCAAGGCCAUGAAAGUCGGCGCUGGUACCCAGGGCUUCGAAGUCAUGGAGGCCGCCCACAACGCUGGUCUCGCUGUUGUGGGUGGAGAGUGCCCGACGGUUGGAAUUGCUGGAGGUUACACCCAGGGUGGUGGUCACAGCGCUCUUUCCACCAGCUUCGGUCUGAGCGCUGAUAACGUUCUGGAGUGGGAGGUCGUCACUGCUAACGGCAGCUUCCUCACUGCUUCCAAGACUGAGAACGCCGACUUGUUUUGGGCUCUAUCUGGUGGUGGCCCGGGUAACUGGGGUGUUGUAACCUCCAUGACCGUUAAGGCUCACCCUGAUGCAAAGUUCGGUGGUGCCACUCUUGUCAUAAUGGCUGCCCAAAACAACAACACUGCCUUCUUCGAUGCUAUUGAUGCCUUCCAUGAGGAGCUUGCCGGUAUGGUUGACGGUGGCUCCAUGGUCGUCUACUACUUCGGUGCCGAUUUCUUCCAGAUCGCCCCUCUGAAUGCCUACAACAAGACCGCCGACGAGGUCAGAACCCUUCUUGCUCCCUUCGUCGCCCGUCUCGAUGGCCUCGGCAUCACGUACACAGUCAAAUAUUCCGAGUUUGAAAGCUACUACAACCACUACGACCAGUACUUUGGCCCCUUGCCUAUCGGCAAUAUCCAGGUUGGCAUUGCCCAAUACGGAGGCCGCCUCAUUCCCCGCGACAACAUCACCAACAUCGGCUCUUUCUCUCGUAGUGUUGCCGAAAAGGGCGUCACCUUUAUCGGCGUCGGAACCGACGUGGGCAAGUUCGGCACCAAGGAGACCAACUCUGUCACCCCCGCUUGGCGUAACGCUAUUGUCCACGCCACCCUGACCACCGUCUGGAACUUCACUGCCCCCUGGGAGGAGAUGAUCGCCAACCAAGACCUCAUGACCAACGUUGUUAUGAAGGAGAUUGAGGCCCUCACCCCCAAUGGCGGUGCUUAUAUGAACGAGGCCGACUUCCAGCAGCCCAACUUCCAGGAGGCUUUCUUCGGCAGCAACUACAACUCCUUGUUGUGUCUCAAGAACAAGUGGGACCCUAAUGGUUUCUUUUACGUUCGCAAUGCUGUCGGCAGUGAGUCGUGGAGCGUUGCCAACGAUGGAAGAAUGUGCCGUGUUUGA